Messenger RNA from Penaeus vannamei (Pacific white shrimp), 6239 nucleotides. It is a transcript of the gene peb, whose product is annotated as pebbled. Gene Ontology annotation, cellular component: nucleus. Gene Ontology annotation, biological process: regulation of transcription by RNA polymerase II. Gene Ontology annotation, molecular function: DNA-binding transcription activator activity, RNA polymerase II-specific; RNA polymerase II cis-regulatory region sequence-specific DNA binding. The record is from RefSeq and is a predicted model, not a curated record. Lineage: Eukaryota; Metazoa; Arthropoda; Malacostraca; Decapoda; Penaeidae.
ACAUCUCAGUACUUCUCUCACCCUCUCACUAGUCAUAACGUUAUUACUCUCCCCGAGUAAUGUCUUUGCCCUUGAGGGUAGGGCUAUAGCAACAACUACCGUCCAGUGAAAUGGUUGUUAAUAGUUGGCCGUUUUGUUUAGUGCAACUAGUGAAGUAGCCAGUAGAGCUUUCUGGUGACUCAGGAAAAGUGUUACUAUAUAUUUUUUCAUCUUUACCUGGUGUCAGUGUUGUAUACCAAAGAACGCAUGUUUUAUUUAAAUUAAGUAGACAGCUUUGUUUGUCGCCGCAGUGUUUUGGUACAAGCUUUAAUUACUGUACUAGUGUGUAGACGUGAAGAGUGGUAGACAUGGUAGUGUCAACAGAAGAGUACCGACACAAAAUCUUCGGCGUGAUUCCAUCUCCAGAUCAUCAACCAGUAUUCUGUGAAACAGACAUGGCUGCGGCAACAGCGUCUCCAGAGCCUAAGGGCACGUUGACCCCCCCAGGCUCCUCCCCCCUGAGGGCGGAGUGUGACCCCACCCGUGACUCCUCCCACAACUCCACCCCCCUCUCGCCAGAGGCGCCCCCGACCCCAGACUCCGCCCACAUGGCCAACGAGCCCACCAAUCACAGCGCAGCUCGCCUCCAGCCCACCAGUGAAAGAGAAGAGAGUAACAUCUUGACCAAUCAAGAGCCUCUCUCAGGAGCCAAGAAGCGGAAGGCAGCGAAGGUUCACAAAGUCGAGACGGCGUGCGGGAGUGAGGGCGAGGGCGAGGCGGGCCUCACCGGAAACUUCUCGUGUCCCGUGUGCGAGGAGGUGCUCCCGGCCCAGCACGAAUUCACACAGCACAUCCGCAAGCACAACCACGUCAUCGAGACCGACAACGGCACCAAAGUGUACUGCUGCGGCAUCUGCAAGAAGCAGCUGAGCAGCAACAGCUCGCUGGACAGGCACAUGCUGGUACACUCCGGCGAGCGGCCGUUCCGCUGCCACAUCUGCGGCACGCACUUCACCACCAAUGGGAACAUGCACCGCCACAUCCGGGGGCACUACCGCAACGGCGGUGGCGGCGGCGGUGGCGGCGCGGGCUCGGACACGGGCGACAGUGACUUGGCCUCGGAGGAGGACACGUCGUCGCCCCGCAAGCGCCACCUGGAGGACGAGGAGAGCGUGGUGUCCGCCAAGGCCGUGCGCCUCAACGCCAGCGAAGUGGAGGAGGAGGAGCUGACGUGCCCCGCCUGCGGAGUGGAGCAGCCUAGUCAACACGCCCUCGAGCAGCAUGUGGAGAACAUCCACCCAGAGUACCAGGUGGCGUGCACCACCUGCCAGGUGGGCUUCAAAAACUACCGGGCGCUGCACCUCCACAACUCCAUGGUCCACCACACGUCCACAGCGUCGCCACCCCAGGUGGACCUCACCCUGACGGACUUCUCGAGCCCCAAGUUCCCGCUGAUCGCCAAGGAGAUCUGCGAGCGGGACCGCGUGCACCAGCAGCCCGGGGAGGGGGUGGGGGUGCACAGGUGCCAGUUGUGCCAUAUCACAUUCCCCUGCGCCGAGUCGUGGCUCAUGCACAUGCGCGAGCACGCCGCCGCCUCCACGGGGUCCGCCUCCUCCCUCAGGUGCCUCCGGUGCGACCUCAGCUUCUCCAACGUGGUCGAGCUGUCGCACCACCACCAGCGCCACCUGUGCGAGGAGCCGCAGCCGGGCAAGGAGGGCUUCCUCAGGGUGCUGGACCUCCUCAAGCAGCAGGAGGCCGAGUCCGCCUCCGCCACCUCCAUGGCAGCCUCCAUCUUCGCCAGCGGACUGGGGCCGCACCUGAGCAUGCAGCCCCCAGGCCAGCACUCGCCCGCGCCGGCAGACUCCGCGAAGGCGUCCCCCGAGCACCCGUCCGCCGGCCGCAUCGCCGCCACAACCACGACCACCGCCAGCAGCGUGGCGCCUCUGCUGUCCACGGCGCCGGGGCUCUCGCACGACGAGCAGUUCGCGCGAGGCUACCGCGAGAUGAAGCUGAACGGCCAGUACCCGUGCAAGCUGUGCAAGGAGGUGUUCGCCAACCUGCGCAAGCUGAAGUCCCACAACCUGGUCCACAUGGUGGCUCCCCCGUACCGGUGCAACCUGUGCUCCUUCUUCAGCAACGACAAGAACACUCUGAAAGAACACAUGAAGAGCCACAAGGGCGACACGCCCUACGAGUGCAACCUGUGCAACCUUGCGUUCACCACCAAGGCCAACUGCGAGCGCCACAUCAAGAACAUCCACGGGCGCCAGUCGCGGGACGAGGUCAAGGGCUGCAUGACGUACGUGCCGCAGGAGGAGGGCGCCAGCACCGACCGCUCCCUGGACACCGUGUGCCACAUCUGCCACAUCGACUGCAAGGCGCGGUCCGUGCUGCGCGACCACAUCCGCUCCUCGCACCCCGAGGGCAUGACCAAGCCCUUCUCGUGCAAGCUGUGCGGCGGCGCCUUCUCCUCCGAGAACGACGUCAUGCGCCACGUGAUCCAGCAGCACUCGGAGGCCGCCACGGGGCCCACCCUCGACAGCCUCGUUGUGAGCCAGGCCGCCCGCGACGACCACCAGGACCACCACGACCUCACGCCCGUCGAGUCGCUCCUCAGCUUCUCCAAGUUGCCUCUCACCGCGAUGCCCCUCACUACCUCCCACCAGCCGCCGCCGCCGGCGCUCCCUCUGCCCUUCUCGCACAACGCAGGAAUUCCCACGCCCUUGGUUCCUGGUCGCACGCUCACGCCGUCCGUCACGCCCACACUCACGCCCGUGCCCAGCGUGCUCUCCGCUAGCGACGAGGACGCGCCUCUGGAUCUCAGCAUGAACUCCAAGAGAGAGCAUGAGGAUGACAGGAAGGAGGAGGACGACGACGACGACGAGGAGAUCGAGGUGAAUGACGUGAAGUGCGAGCAGGUCGAGCCCGAGGACCUGUCUAAGCCACGCAAGGAGGAGUGCAAGGAGCCCGACGAGGCCAAGAGCCCCGAACCAACGUCAGAGUCCGCGACCGAAGUGCUCAAAAUCCCCAAGCCGCCCUUCUCCCUGGGCAUGUACCCCCAGCCCCUGCCGCUGUGCAGUCCCUUCAGCCCUCACCAGUAUUCCUUCCUCAUGAACCCUUACAACGGCCUGCACCAUCCCGUGCGCAAUUUGGACCCCGCCUUCUUUGAGGAGUACCAGAAAGAGCUGAAGCGCGGCCUACAGCUGACGUCCGGCGGCGGGCUUCUAAGCGGAGGCUUCCUGCAGAGUUCCCCUUCGUUUUCGCUGUCGGCGCUGGCGAUGGUCGCCGCCCACCGCAACCCCCUCCGCAUCCCCCGACCCGACAUCCGUUCCAGUGAAAGUAAAUCCGAGGAUUCGUCCACAUCUGACAGCCAGUCCACGCCCAUUUCCAAGCCUGGCGACGAGGAUGUGAUGCAUUUCACGAUUCGCAACUCCGUCCUCAUGAAAAAGCCCAAACAGCGGCGGUACAGGACCGAGCGGCCGUGGAGAUGCGACCUGUGCGACAAGGGCUUCACUCUCCGCUCCAACAUGGAGCGACACAUGAAGCAGCAGCACCCCGACGUCUGGCAACACCGGCCAAGAGGAGUCAACACGCCCAGGUCGGAGUCGGACACGCCCACGUCUGUUUCUGACACUCCACACACGAUUUCAGAGACAGUGAGAGAGCAGCUCAUCAUCAAGAUCGAAAAGGACGCAGCUGAAGACAGAGGCGAGGAGGCGGAGCAGAGAGAAGAGGAAGAGAGGGAGCUAGUCAUUGAUGAUGGUCAUGAAGGCGAGGAGGAGGAGGAGGAGGAAGAAGAAGAGGAAGAUGAGGAGGAGGACGACGAGGACGAGGAAGAAGAGGAAGGCCAGGAGAGUAGUGGAGAGAAAAGUCGGGAAGACAGCAGUGCUGACCUCGCUAGCGUCCACACGUUGCUCUCAACUGCCUCCAGUCAGAGCUUCCCUUUUUUUGGCAGUGAGGGGGAGGAGGAAGUCCCUGGUGAAGAUGACUCCACUUCCUCCAACACAAUGUCGGAAGAAGCCAAGCGCAGUGCCUAUUCUUCGGCGCCACAAAAACAAAAAUGCCCUUUCUGCCAGAGAAAGUUCCCAUGGUCCAGUUCCCUUGUGCGACACAUCCGCACUCACACAGGACAAAAGCCAUACCUGUGCCCAGUGUGCCACUUUCCCUUCACCACCAAGUCCAACUGCGACCGCCACCUCCUGAGAAAGCAUCCCGACUCCCCACACACCCUCGGCGGCGACCGCCCUUACCGCUGCUCUAAGUGUCCGGGUGCAGCUUUCACCAGCCUCGAGAGCCUCCGCAAGCACGAAGUGUUCAAACACGAGAAGGCAAGCGACACGGCCAUCUCGAGGGACGACGCUAGACCGUUCCGCUGCCACGUGUGCGAAGUACCGCUUGCAAGUCGCGAGGUGGCAGUACAGCACGUCAAAGAAGCCCAUCCAGAAAACUUUCAGAAAAUUACUAGUAUAGAACCGGUCACAGCUGAGAACAACAACGACCCCCUUUCUCCAACGCCAGAUUCAACUACCACAGAGAGGGUGAGCUGUAUGUUCUGCCUGAAUCGAUAUUGGAGUCUUGCUGAAUUAAAGCAGCACGUUACAACCCAGCAUACAAACUCUUCACCUGUUUUGUCUGCUGUUGAGCAGAAAGAGGGAAGUUUGUCCUCGCCAGCAAUAAAGACUGAAAUUAAAGAGGAGCGCAAAGAUGAAACCGAAGGGUCUGACUUCAUCUCCAACCUCCUUGGAACAAGACGAGCAGUUGUCGAUCAUUUGCUGACAUCUAAAUCGGCGGAUGAUGCAGCGAAGCUCCUGGGGGUGCGAUAAUGCAUGCAGAACUUCCCCGUUAAAAGGGACUUCUGUCUUUACAAUGAGGGUGUGUCUGUUCAAGAAAACUUUUCCAAUACUUAGCUGAGUGCAAUGUAUGUCAUAGCUUGUAGUUCAUAUUAAUGGUUACUUAUUCUAUUAUUUUCCAUUCGUAAUGCAUUCACAGUUUGCCUUGAAAUUUAAAAAUUCGUGCCUUGACAACGUGCCCUAGACUCUUCUGUAAUCUGUAAGUUAACGUUAUGUAUAUAGUGUGUAUAUAAUGAUUCAGUGGUUUGAUAUAUUUAGUUUAAUAUAAUUUCAUUCCUUUAGUCUGUGAUGUCUUCAACUCCCAGUUGAUUUUGUUACUCGUUAUUGUUAUUUGUUUGCUUGUACAGUACCUGCCAAAAUAUUGUCCAGUAGUUUUCUUUAGUUGCCAACAUUCCAAACAUUUUGUUCAAAUACAAGGGGCCAAAAUCAAUUUCUUGUGCCUAACCUUUUCAUUUGCCAGUUUAGCCAAUACAUACCAAUGUUUAAAAUAUUUGGUAGAAGUGUAUGCCAAGAAUGAUAGCAUAUCUACAAUAGAUCGAGACAAUCUAUAUGGAUCAGGGAUCGAAUAGUUUCUUUAUCUUUAUUUAUACUUUAACGAGUCCUCAUCUCCAAAGUAUUAAGGCUAAAUGCCAAAGUUAUGGUUAGUGUGUGUAAAUAAUUAGUCCUAAUAAUUUAUCUCGUAAUCUGUAAGGUUGCAUUCUCAUUCCAAAGUUUGUAUAUUUAUACUACCUUUAAGAUUAAUUUCUUUUGAAAGUUGUGUUCCUAUUAGUUUAUAUUAUCAACAUUCCAAACUAUACCUCAAAAUAUUCCUUGCUUCAGUUUAGUCAACAAAGUAAAGGAGACAUUAUUCGUGGACGUGAGAAGUUGUCAGAAAAAUCAAAUCUAAUUUUCUCAACUCUGCACCACCAGUGUAUGUUGUUUAUGACACAGAGAACUCCAGGGUUGGUUAGUCCUCAGUGUGUAUCUAAGGUCACACUCCUCUUAAUAUUUCUGACAUUCCAUUUGUACUUAUCCAGUGAAGCUGUUUCCAUGCAAUCAUUUCUGCAUGUUUCCAAAGAAGUUUGAUGUGUGUAGAUAAGUGUUUGAAUUUGAGUGAUGUGUUUUUUCUAUGAAAGGUAAUAUAAUAUGCGAAUUCUAUUCCAAGGUUGUUAGUAAAAUUUUAAAUGAUCUCUCCAAACAAAAUAAUUUAAUAAGCUAUUGAUUUAUGGCAUUAUUGUGCAAGACUUAUAUAUAUUAUUAUUUAUAUAUAUAAAUACAUGAAUAAUGUCACUAAACCAAAGGCAUUCUAUAUACACGAUGCUCUUUGAUACUCUUGUCCCAUACUGUUCAAUCACCUUGUUCUGAUGAGUGUUUUGUUUGUAUGUUACAGCACCACUUUAAAAAGCUUUGGAAUAAAUAGUUGUGAUUGAA